AUGUCGAGAAACCAGAUUACGCUGCUGCACUGCGUGUCGUCUCUUUUACUCGCCGUCGUCUCCGUCAAUUCGACCUCUCCUCUCGUCGGUGUUCAUCCAUUAGACGAAAAGUAUUUCGAAUCAGAAAUUAUCAAAUGCAAAGAUGGAUCCAAAUCAUUCACUAGAGACCGUCUCAACGACAACUUCUGCGAUUGUCUCGACGGCACCGAUGAGCCUGGAACAUCGGCAUGUCCAAACGGCAAAUUUUACUGCAGGAACAUAGGAAGUUCUCCAAAGUUUGUAUACUCGUCUCGUGUAAACGAUGGAAUCUGCGAUUGCUGCGACGGAAGCGAUGAGCACGAGAGUAGCAUUCGUUGUCCCAACACAUGUGUAAUGGGUGGUAACCUUAACUACGUUUACAAACCUAGAACCGACCGCAAAUCUAUUGAUAGACAACUCGGUUCAACAAACGAUCCCAAGGAAUUGCUAACCGUAGGGAAUCUUCAGGACAUGGUCAAGAAUCUCCAAGGUAUGAAGCUUGUAUUCGUUCUUCAGCUGGUUCUGAUCGGUUUCUUGAUGCUCUUGUGGAUGCUUAGGCGCGGUGCUCGGUCUAAGAGGAGACGUAAUCUGCUGAAGAUUGUAACUCCGAGUCCCAGUAGAUCAGCUAACUAA
Messenger RNA from Microthlaspi erraticum, 651 nucleotides. The record is from the annotation of a GenBank genome assembly. NCBI's taxonomy places the organism in Eukaryota, Viridiplantae, Streptophyta, Magnoliopsida, Brassicales, Brassicaceae.